Pezoporus flaviventris is the source of this 2083-nucleotide messenger RNA. RefSeq names its product FKBP prolyl isomerase 4 (gene FKBP4). The transcript has 10 exons. NCBI's taxonomy places the organism in Eukaryota, Metazoa, Chordata, Aves, Psittaciformes, Psittacidae. The record is from RefSeq and is a predicted model, not a curated record. Gene Ontology annotation, molecular function: peptidyl-prolyl cis-trans isomerase activity; protein binding. Bases 183 to 1532 code for a protein of 449 amino acids.
CCCCUCGACCGGGGGCCGGCGCUGCGGCGAAGGCAGGAGGGAAGGAGGGGCGCGGUGCUUGCCCGCGCUGCUCGGAGCCGGAGGCACAGCGACGCGGUAGCGACAGCGCGGGGGGAGGCCGGUGCCAACCCCGACCCCGUGAGGCGGCCCUUCCAGGCGCAGCGGUGGCAGCGGCAGGCGCGAUGACGGCGGAGGAGACGAAAGCGGACGGGGCACCCUUGGAAGGGACAGACAUCACCCCCAAGCAGGAUGAGGGAGUCCUCAAGGUUGUCAAGAAAGAAGGCAGUGGGACAGAGUCUCCUAUGAUUGGUGAUAAAGUGACCGUCCAUUACACAGGAUGGCUUCUUGAUGGCACAAAAUUUGACUCCAGUCUGGACAGGAGAGACAAAUUCUCAUUUGACUUGGGCAAAGGUGAAGUGAUCAAAGCAUGGGACAUUGCUGUGGCGACUAUGAAAGUUGGUGAAAUCUGUCGGAUUACAUGUAAACCAGAAUAUGCCUAUGGCUCAGCUGGGAGCCCCCCAAAGAUACCUCCCAACGCUACACUGAUCUUUGAGAUAGAACUUUUUGAGUUCAAGGGGGAGGACCUCACUGAUGAUGAAGAUGGUGGCAUCAUCCGAAGAAUCCGUAAAAAAGGGGAAGGCUACUCCAAGCCUAAUGAGGGUGCACUUGUAGAGAUCCAGUUUGAAGGUCGAUACGGAGAUCGUGUUUUCGACAGGCGGGAAUUGCAGUUUGAGAUUGGAGAAGGUGACAACUAUGAUCUUCCUCAUGGUCUUGAGAAAGCAAUUCAAAAGAUGGAGAAAUCAGAGGAAUCGGUGUUCUAUCUCAAACCCAACUAUGGUUUUGGAAGUGCUGGGAAGGAGAAAUUUCAGAUCCCUCCAGAUGCAGAGCUACAGUAUGAAGUGAAACUCAAAAGCUUUGAAAAGGCUAAGGAGUCUUGGGAAAUGAACACAGAUGAGAAGCUGGAGCAAAGCUGCAUUGUGAAGGAGAGAGGCACUCAGUACUUCAAGGAGGGGAAAUACAAACGGGCAGCAUUACAGUAUAAGAAGAUUGUAUCGUGGCUGGAGCAUGAAUCGGGACUCUCUGAGGAGGAGGAUACGAAAGCCAAAAGCUUGAGGCUUGCUGCUCACCUUAAUCUAGCUAUGUGCCACCUCAAGCUGAAGGAAUAUUCCCCGGCUUUGGAAAACUGCAACAAGGCACUCGAAUUGGAUAGCAACAAUGAAAAGGGCCUCUUCCGGCGUGGAGAAGCACACUUGGCUGUCAAUGACUUUGACUUGGCCCGGGGAGAUUUCCAGAAGGUGAUACAACUCUAUCCAAGUAACAAAGCUGCCAAAGUGCAACUGGUAACUUGUCAGCAGAAAAUACGGGAGCAGCAUGAGAAGGAGAAAAAGAUGUAUGCCAACAUGUUCCAAAGGCUUGCAGACAAAGACUUAAAGUCAGCUGCUUCUCUUCAGAUCAGCCACACUGAAGAUGCAGAAAUGAAAGACGAGCAGAAUGGAGUUGAAGAUAAAUCAGAAGUUGACACAGAAGCAUAAAACCAAACCCUAUUCCAUUAGUUUUGUAAAUGAAAGAAUUUCCAGUGAAUUAGACCUUUAUUUUUCUACCUGGUUGGACAGUGGCUUCAGGGGAGCAGAGGCUGAAGCCACCAUGCCACAGUCAAUUACAGCUUUAUAUGUCUGUUGAAGCUGAGUGGCAGCAUAAAUCUGGUUUAAUCCUAGGGACUUUAUUUAUUCAAUCAGCCUCUGUUACUGUUUGGGUUCUGUCUGGAUUUACUCUGCUUGGUUUAUUUGCAUUUUGCCAUUGGUGUUUGUCUCUUUCUGGUUCCAGUUUAAUUCCAGGUUCUGCUUCCUCAGUUCAUUUCCUGAUUUCUUCCAAGUAACCAGCUUUUUCCAGGAGUUCUCACGUGAGACUGGAGAACAAAUCGGCACUCCCAGUUCUUCUGUCUUGGGAUUGCCCCCUUACUCCCCUGUUCAGUAUGGAGUCUCUUCCGCUAAGCAUUGUAACCUUUCUUGUAUGCCUCAUGUUUGCAAAUUGCCGAAGGUGAAGACUGUGAAGUCACAGCUUAAGUAAUAAAGCUCCAAUUAAA